AUGGUGCACGGUAGGGACACCGUGUCCGAUCUCAUUGAAUUGGGGAUGGUUGAUUUUGAUGUAAUUAUGGAAAUGGAUUGGCAUUAUUCAUAUUUUGCUAAGCUCGACUGCCAAACUAGAACUGUGAGGUUUGAAUUUCCUAAUGAACCGGUUAUUGAAUGGAAGAGGGAUAAUGUGAUGCCAAAAGGGUUGAUAGGGCCAGGCCUUGUACAUCAGGCUAUGGAAAAAUUUAAGAUCAUAAAGGAGCAGUUGAAAACUAUUCAGAGUCAUCAGAAAUCCUAUUCGGAUGUUCAUCGCAGAGAAUUAGAGUUCAAAGAAGAUGAUUGGGUAUUCUUGAAGGUUUACCCCAUGAAUGGUAUUAUGCAGUUUGGUAAAAAGGGGAUAUUGAGUCCGAGGUGGAUAGGCCUAGUUACAAACGAAACUCUGGCAAUGUUUUUGAGAAUUUAG
Molecule: messenger RNA, 447 nt
Organism: Nicotiana tabacum (common tobacco)
Lineage: Eukaryota; Viridiplantae; Streptophyta; Magnoliopsida; Solanales; Solanaceae
Source: RefSeq, a predicted model, not a curated record